AGUGUUAUAAAAUCCAAAUCAUAGAUGCUUUAUUCAGAUGAUAUUAGGAUAAGGCUGCGCUGACCAUGUUGGUGCCGUGAUACUGGAUUUUUUUCUCCACUGCUAGCUUUUGAUUUUCACUUCCUUGUUAGGGCUAUAAAUAAAAUAGAUAGUCUCAUAAAGAUAUUUUAAAAAACUUAAUUUACAGAAAAUGAUCUUCAUUAAAAUUUUAGAUUAUUAGUUUUACUGGUUAUUACUAUUAUUUCGAUACUAAUUAUUUGCUGUCUUUAUGUAUAUUAUGACACCUCGAUAGACGUCAGCGAACAGGAAACAAGGGAAGCUACUGUAAUAUAAAUGCUGUUUCAUUUCUAUAGUUGCGUCCCAUUCAGUCAACGGGCUCGUCCCAUCGAUACACGACUGACAGGAAAGAGUGAUGGGAAGAAUCAAGCCGACCUUGCGAAAUUCCUCCAUCUUUAUUCACAAUGGCGACUGCAUCAGACGAGCCAAACGACAGAGAAUGUACAGUGUGCAUGAAUGACUUUGACGUACCGAAGAUUUUACCAUGUGGACAUCUUCUGUGUAGAAAAUGCGUCAUUUCCUGGAUGGACACGAAGCCAGACGCCGGAUGUCCGUUAUGUAGAUGUCUUAUAACAGAUGUGCAAGGGCAGGUAAAUCCAACUGCAGUCGAUGUUGCUGACGCCCUGCCAACAGACUUCAUGAUGCAAGCGCUGGUGGAGAGCGCUCGUGUGCUGGCAAAGGAUCCAGUUUGCUGCGCGUGCGAAGACGUGGCUGCUGACUCCAUCUGUGUGGAGUGCCUGGACAUGCUGUGCUUGUCGUGUUGUCGAGCGCACAAGAAGACAACCGUCUCACGCCAUCACAACGUGGAGAGUCUCAGCACUGUGACACCUGAACGUCUGGCUGCCAGCCGCCCUGCACUGUGUGCUGACCACGGCGACAAACCGGCGGAUUUCUUCUGCAUCGACCACCGCUCGAGCUGUGUGUGCCUCCUGUUGCAUCAUCAAGCACAGAGAGUGUUCGGAGGUCAGAGAGAUGAACGACGAAAUAGCUUUAGCGGAAAAUUCUCUGAAGGUUUUGACCAUCAGACUCGUUAAUAGGGAGCAGAGACUGGAGCGCGCGAUAGCUCAGCUAGAAGCGCGUGUCCGCGACGAUUACCUCAGCGAACUAGAAGACAUAAAGCAAGCGAACAUUGCAUGUGACCGCCUGCAGAAGCUGGUGGAGGCUACUCGUGACAAGAUAAAGGAGACGAUCGGGUCAUCGCAUUUCAGAGCCAUGAAAUCCCUGCUAAGUGUCAAAGGCUCGCUGUGCACACAGUUGUCCAAGCUGAAGGCUCACAAGCAAGUGGCGAUGCGAGCGACAACAGUUGCAGCGAGGCCUUCACUGAUCUACGCCAACCAGGCUCUCACAGACAGGGUCAACAACCUUGACCUCGACGCUGACUUUGAAGUGGAUGUGAGCACGAAUCCCUCGAUGAACAUUAGAGGCUGUGAAGAGCUCGUCAGACGGGUGGAGAAAGAACUGGCGAUGAUGGGGCAACAGACUAAAGCACCUCAGGCACUGCAACUCACCUUCCACGCCAACCGCGGCAACAGCAUCCUGCUAACUCACGACAAGAAGACAGCAGAGCGGGUGGCUGCGGACAACGCUCUCUUUAGCAUGGGCGGCGUUGUGGUGUCGUGCGAGGCGCUGGAAGACAACUGGCUGUACCAGGUUCGGGUGGACAAGACUGACCGAAAGUGGAAAAAAAUGCUUUAUGGAGUAGCUGGACUACACCCAUCCAACCUCAGCAUACAACAACAGAUACUGGAAAUGGCGGAUAGUAUAAUCAUAAAGGAGUUUGGUCUUCUCACAACAGCAGAGGGCAAUGUGAAAGAAGGAAGUGUCAUUGGAAUGACAGUAGACUCCUUCAAUAACCUUCACCUUUACUUUGAUGGGAAAGAGGUUGGUGUAACGGCUCAGAAUGUUCCUCGACCCUGCUACGCCGUCUUUGACCUCUGUAACCAGGUGGUGAAGGUGACAGCACUUCCUGUUGUAAAGUUAGAGACAGGUCACCCAGAGAACGGAGAAAUGUCCUGGAAAAUUGUGAAAGAAAAAUAAACUUUGCAACUUGCAACACAAACGCUUCUUCGUUUACCAGUGUUCAAACCACGCGAACUUCAAAAGAACCAUCUUACAGCUGUGUAAAGUAAAGAACAGAAAAGAAACCCAACUGGGUGCUAGAGUUUCUGGUGUUUUCCUUGUGUCAGUUCGUUCUUUUCGUCACUUUGCUUUCUAGUGAUCAUUGUGCUCGUAGUCCUCAUUCAUCAUA
Pomacea canaliculata is the source of this 2305-nucleotide messenger RNA. RefSeq names its product neuralized-like protein 4. The transcript has 6 exons. The coding region runs from base 1030 to 2094 and encodes 354 amino acids. The record is from RefSeq and is a predicted model, not a curated record. Lineage: Eukaryota; Metazoa; Mollusca; Gastropoda; Architaenioglossa; Ampullariidae.